Myxozyma melibiosi is the source of this 3195-nucleotide messenger RNA. RefSeq lists its product as uncharacterized. The transcript is spliced from 3 exons. NCBI's taxonomy places the organism in Eukaryota, Fungi, Ascomycota, Lipomycetes, Lipomycetales, Lipomycetaceae. Gene Ontology annotation, molecular function: nucleic acid binding. The record is from RefSeq and is a predicted model, not a curated record. The coding region runs from base 1 to 3195 and encodes 1064 amino acids.
AUGAAACCCGAGUCCUCGGUGCGAGGUAGCAACAACAACAAUGACCGACUGGAAAUUGACCUUACUGUCCACAACAAUUUCACUCCACAGCUGCAGACACUUUUAACGAAACAGAAAGGAAUAAAGAUCUCAGUCGCGUUCUCAAAUGCAAGGCUCAGAGUGCUAAUCGAUCCGUCUGAUACAGCGAGUACGUUCAUCAGUCGUGACGCAUAUGAUCGCUAUCUCGCCGGCCGUGAGCUCAGCAAUGCGCCUCGAUUCCCAGUACUGGAUGGAUAUGUACCUCAAGAAAAGGUGCUGAACACGGCGCUUUAUGGGGCGUCGUUUCGUGCUGUCACCGACGACAGCGACAACGACAGCAGCGAGAAGGGCGCGGCGGAUCUCACUGCCAAGGUGGUCGAUCGCGGAAAGCAGGCAGAGUCGAAUGAGAAUAGCAUGCUCGAAAUCAAAAACUACGAUCCAGAUGCAGCGAUUCGCAGUAUCUCCGGACUCUUCGGUCAAGGGGCCGGUGGAAACCCCGCCGAUAGCACAAUGACGACCACGCCCACGACCUCGACCGCGACGGUUGUGGAAACGAAGAAAUCAAGUUCAAAUUUGCAGUCAUGCGCAGAACUGCUCAAGUCAUCGAUUUCCGACGGCGAAUGGACACCAAUCGUCAAGAUGCCCAAGCAGAGGGAGAAAGAGGGGCAACAGCAGCAGCAACGACAGGAAAAGCAGCCUCUGACUGAGCAGCCUGAUUUGGCUAAUCAGACUACGCAUACUACGAGCAAAAGCAACCUGCUUUCCAAUCUGCCAAUUAAGCUUGGCCCCUCCUAUAGCAAAGUGGCGCGGCAGAGCAUCAACACCAGUGGGAUACCGGGAGCGACUACGAUUACUCCCACUAGUACGGAAGCAGGCGGUGAAGCUGAAUCUUACAAGUUGGUUGCUAGGAAGCCCAAGGUGGCGUCCUUGGAUUCAUUGAUGAGCAAUGACCGCGAUAAAGAACAGUCAGACCGACCCGGGUCCGGAGCCAAGAGUUAUGGUUCUGUAGCUUCUGCUGCACAAUCCAAGUCUGAACGUCGCCCGCUACAGUCAUUUUCGUGGGCUGCAGUAGCCGCCGGAACUGCAGAGAACAGACAGAUAGUCGCGGAUACAUCGGCUUCAAGUGUUACUCCAGUCGGAGAAGAGAAUUCGCCUGAUAAAGUGAUGUCGGACCCUCUGCCGCAAGGUCACGUAGCUGAUCCAAAGUCUGAGGUUGACCGAUCGACGGCUACAUAUGAGAAAUGGCAGGACUCAUGGCGUCAGGUGUCUUGGGAGGACGACGCUGGAGAUGAUUUUAUUCCAAUGCUUCCGGAAUUUGAAGUCUCGGCUGAGACUAGUUCCAUACUAAAUAAAGAUGAUGUGUCAGUUGAAGAUGAUGCAGCAGCUGAUGCCGAGCAGGUUCAGGAGGAAGUUAUUAUUGAGAAAGAGGAAAAGGCGGACGACGCCGUGACUCUGACUGAAGAGGGUAGCGAGAAAGGGACAAUCACUGUCAGUCUUGGAAAGGUCUCGCCUGAGGGUUCCGCCGAUGAUGAAGCAAAGUCGACGCCUGAAGAAGACAAGUCAAUGCCUGAAGAAGACAAGACUAAACCGGGUCAUGAGCUUAAGAGUAUUCCUUCACCGAUCGACCUAGAAGAGCCAAUAAAGAUGGCGACUGCUGCUGAUUCAGCUCUGGGAGUCUCAGCGGAAGCUAUUGUGGACGAGUUACUGUUAGAGAGUAGUAAACUGCACUCUGAGCAAACGAUGACUAGAUCCGAGGCAGAGGCGGCCGAGACAGAUUUAGUGACGGAUACAAUUAAGAAGCUUGCAAGAGGGCUUCCUUUGCCGCCAGCGGGCGACAUGUCGUUGAUUCUCCAACAGGAAGAUGAUGAAGGAAGGUUGACUGGUCGAAAUGAGACGAAUUGGAAACAGCUUUCAUCAGUGUUUCGUCCUGUGCAUAUGAAGAUCAGCUGGGGAAGGGAGGUUGCGAUUCCGCUCUUUUUCAACAAUACAUAUACGACGGUCAAUGCGUAUGUGGUCGAAGAGCUGAUUCCUGGUAAGGGUAAUGCAGGGUUUGAUUUGAUCCUCGGCCGAGAGUUUUUACGAGUGAAUCCUACGCUGUGGCAGCACUAUGAGGAAGAUAGCGGAUGGACAUGCCCGACGACCGAGAGUGAUUUGACAGCCGCCACGUUUCUUGAGAAUGAUUUGGUGAAGUAUCCGCAGUUUAAGUAUUACGACGAGGAAGCAUACAAGGGCCGACGAUGGACAGAAGCUCGGACGUUAUACUGUUUUAUUCACGGAUAUAAAUCCAAGAGAGAUAAAGAAAUUAAGACGGGAGAAUCUCCGAUAUUUGGGCCUAACAAGACGGAAUCGACGCAGAAUGUAACGAGGCCCGAUAUAAUGGCUGGUUUUGCGGUUUUCUUUUCCCGAGGAUCGGUAUACAAUUCAUUUGGGUGCUCGGGGUAUGAGUUCGAGGAUGCGGAUACUACAUUGGCUUUAAUGCAGGCGCUUGUCCAGGUAAUGUCAGCGGCGAAGCUGCCGCAGCGACUAGUGAUCUACACGCGAUCGACGAUGCUCUGUCAACGGUUUUCUAAACUGCCAGAGUUGGUGCGCUCGCGGUUCUACGUGAAGGGAGAGAAGAUUCCGGGGCAGAGUAUGUGGGAAACAAUCCAUGGGUCUGUGAACACGCUCCGGCAGCUUGGGGUGGUGUCUGUGGAUUUGGCGUGCAUGAGGGGGAAGAAACCGCCGAUUGCGGUUAAGAAUGGCUUACAGGCCGCAGAGAGGUUGGCAAGAACUGCAGCGCAGAAGAUGGUUUGCUAUCCGCUGGAAGCAGAGGCUAUUCCUAGCGGAUUUGACUUUUCAAAGAGCGCGACGGCGUGCAGGCUAGAAGAUUUCGAGAGAAUGAUAAAGAGUAAGACGGAGGAAGAGACGGACGGAGAGGGAGCAGAUAGGAGAGAGAGGGCGCCACCGACGUAUACGAUUGAGGAAGUGGAGGACGCAAAGACAGGGGCGAAGAAAGUGAUUGUGAGUGGGGAUGUUGAUCCUGUGUUGGACGCGUACCGACGGUUGACAGGAGACUGGGAGUUUGACGAGGCAGUGAUAGAGCGUAUGGGAGGACUUUGUAUGCAGAAUUCUCUGUCCAGCUCGUAUAUGACGUGCACGACGGGGAAGACGCUGGAGCAGGUGUAUAGGGAGAUGUAG